AUGAGGCUAAGUGGAGUGGACCCAGUGGAUAGAUCGGUGCCUUGUCAAAAUGGGCUCUAUGAAGGGUCAUACGGAGACAGACCUCCCGGUUAUGUGGAAUUGCUCCAACCUUCUCAUGUCUCUAAUUAUGCAUGCCACCAACAAAGGCCACCUGGUGGAAACCGGGGAAGCUCCAAUCAUGCUCAUAUCCAAGAGCGCCCUAUCAUUUUCCCUUCAAGUCUUGGGAAUGCAGAACAGCCAGACAGGGAUAUCUGCUCGGGCCGCAUAGCGGCCCCAACGCCAGAGGAGUUCGAUAACCAGAGCUCCCCCUGCUCGGAGUUUAACACAAACACAAAUACAAUACAACCCUCCAGUCCAACCACUGAUACAGCACUGCCUGCAUCCAGUCUGGUCCUCUCACGCCAAGGCGAAGUGACGCCUAUCCACCUUAUGACCGAUGAUGAGGCGUUCAGCAAAAGUAGCCUGGCCACCUGCGACGACAUAACAUUCUCGCCAAAUACUAAAAGACUUCUCGAGAGCUGCAAAACAAAUCUUGGAGGAUUCCUGCAAGCUAUCAAAGAAGCAAAGGUGUCUCUCCCAACCGGCCAGGGUUGGGAAGCCGCGAUUGCCACGAAGAAAGAAAACGUUGACAUUCGCGAUCUUUUGAAGAUUUACCACAGAUUUGAGUGUCAUAAUAUCUACAGACAUGUUGUGGAGGCAGAGUAUCACACUGGCACACAUUGGAUUCGGGAUAUGCGUACAUCAUUGGCGAACAAACUUUGCCGGGACUUUCCUGAGCGUUUCCAGGACCAGAAAGCGGCUAAUAAAUGUUUGAACUGGGUUGAUCAAGGCUGCAGAUAUCAAGAAUGGGCCGAAAUGUUUAAAGAAAAGACAGACCUUGGGUAUCUUAUUGCAUUGCCUUCAGAUGUGUCUCACUCAGCGUUCGUUCCCUUCCUUUCCCUCCCUGAGAACAUGGUCUCACGAAGACUCCCAGGUACACAUCAAGAUGCACAAAAGAUCAAAUGA
Penicillium pulvis is the source of this 1005-nucleotide messenger RNA. RefSeq lists its product as uncharacterized. Lineage: Eukaryota; Fungi; Ascomycota; Eurotiomycetes; Eurotiales; Aspergillaceae. The transcript has a single exon. The coding region runs from base 1 to 1005 and encodes 334 amino acids. The record is from RefSeq and is a predicted model, not a curated record.